Molecule: messenger RNA, 4037 nt
Organism: Gadus chalcogrammus (walleye pollock)
Lineage: Eukaryota; Metazoa; Chordata; Actinopteri; Gadiformes; Gadidae
Gene: rtraf
Product: RNA transcription, translation and transport factor
Exons: 8
Coding region: 23-838 (271 amino acids)
Biological process (GO): tRNA splicing, via endonucleolytic cleavage and ligation
Cellular component (GO): tRNA-splicing ligase complex
Molecular function (GO): RNA binding
Source: RefSeq, a predicted model, not a curated record
CCCAUGGACACGCGAACUGCCCAUGCGCGCCAGACCCUUCAAGUCAGGGCACGGAAACCAGCGUUGCCUCCUAAUUUCGAGUCCGCUACGGAACAUUUCAAUAACAGUGAGAAACAUGUUUCGGAGAAAGUUGACAGCGCUUGAUUAUCACAACCCCGGUGGCUUCGACUGCAAAGAUGAGACCGAGUACAGGAACUGCAUCGUCUGGCUGGAGGACCAGAAGAUCCGGCACUACAAGAUCGAAGACCGGGGAAACCUGAGGAACAUCCCCGGGUCAGAGUGGCCCGCAGCCUUCCAGAAGUACCUCCAGGAUGUCAGCAGUCCCUUCGGCGAGGCGGAGCGGCAGGAGGCUCUGGACUGGCUGCUGGGUCUGGCCGUGCGCUACGAGUACGGAGACAACGUGGACAAGUACAAGAACUGCCCGCCUCUCUCCACCUCCAGUGACAAGCCGGUGGACCCACUUGUCAACCUAGACAGUAGCUCCCCUGACUUUAAGGCUGGGGUGACUGCUCUCGCCAACAUCCUGAAGAUCCAGCGACACGACGACUACCUGGUCAUGCUCAAGGCCAUUAGAAUACUCAUUGAAGAGAGGUUGUCUCCGGAAGCAGUCGCCAAAUCCAGCCAAAAGAAAGAGGGACUCCCAGUGGCGUUGGACAAACACGUUCUGGGCUUCGAUACCGGAGAUGCCACCCUGAACGAGGCGGCGCUCAUCCUGCGCCUUCUGCACGUGGAGGAGCUCCGAGAGCUCCAGACCCGCAUCAACGAGGCGCUGGUGGCCGUCCAGGCCAUCAUCGCAGACCCCAAGACAGAUCACCGCCUGGGCAAGGUCGGGAGAUGAGGGCUAGGGAAGAAGGGAGGGGGUGACCCUAACCCAGGUAGAGGGCGAAGAAGUGGACGAUGUGGAGACUGCUUCGGAGAUCGACUUUCUCAGUUUUUUGUUUUUGAUUUUUUGCUUUUUCUCGCUCGGUUGGGUUCUGUGUUUUUUGGGGGGGGAAAUACGGCAAAAAACUAGCUUAGCGCUAGCAUUGUUUUAGUAGGGUUAACUCUUUAAAUCUAACCACAUUUUAAUUUCGAUUUGGACACACACACACACACACACACCCACAUAUACACUUACUUAUUGGACGGUCCAAGUUAAUUCAACAACUUUCGUCUUUUUUUCGUUUUUUUAUUGUGGGCUUGAACUCCACCUCUGAAGACUAUUUUCCGACCGGCCUGUGAACGUUGUUUCUCUAGAGACCUGAUAUUUUUUUUUUGGAUAGGGCUUUAAUAAAGUCAUGAUUUCAAGUGGAAAGCGAUGGUGAAAUGAAGUGAUUGAAAGCCUUGUGUGUUUCUUGAGUGGGAAAUGUGUGUUAGUUCAGUGUCGUGUGUAGCCAAUGUGUUCCUAUUGAGGUGAGCAUUGAAGCUAUGCUACCUCGCAUCAACCUUGUGUCAAACUUAACCUAGCAUUGAUGUUACCUAGGAUUGAAGCCAACCUAGCAUUGAUGCCAACCUAGCAUUGAUGCUACCUAGCGUCAACCCUACCAGGCUAACCUAGCACUGAAGCUGUGCUAGGCGUAGAGCUGCUUGCGUUCUCCUCUUGAAGAGCGACCAAUCAGAUGAAAGUUUAAAUUAAUUUCAUCAAAAUAAAAACGAUGCAAAUGAAAUUGACUACUUCACGAUUAACUCAAUGGGGCAAUUGCUCUGUCGUUAGUUUAGCCACUUUUUAGAGUUUAACACGGUUUUAAACUCAAGAAGUCAUGUGAUGUCUUAAGCUCCAUUGCUGUGUCAUAUGUACUUGUGGUUUAACCUGCAGCUGCGUUUUACCUUGAUCAUAAUUGCUGUGUCUUCAGAGAAAUUCACAUCAGACACUAGAGGCCGUAUUUUGUGCGUGUUUGUCUAAUCUCGAAACUGACGUGGUUUUAGAGGAGACUAAACCAGUUGGCAGGAUAAAACCAGGCUCCAUCAUAACCGACACACACACACAGAAUUAGUUUUAUGAAUUAUUGUUAAUAGGUAUGAUACAGUUACACUUAUUACACCAGAUAGGCCUUCAGUACUGAGUUGCUCAACUAAAACUCGACAAUGAACAGAUUAUUAGUAUGUAAAAAAAUAAAUGAACGCACAGAGGAUCGUACCAUUCAACGAAACAUAAAAAGGUCAAUGCUUAACUAAAAUGGUUAGCAAUGACAAGUAAUUGAUUGGCGGUGGUGAGGGCAGAUUCCAGACUCAGAUUUCCACAAAAAGUAGCGUAGACUUUUCAUAAUAUAUGUCAACAUUAUUAGCGUUUUUAUCUAUUAUAGUUUUAUUAUAUUAAAGUUCACUUUACAUCCCCAUUAAGUUUUUGUUGGUAAUUAUAGCACAAAAUGCAUCCACCAUUAAGUAAGACUGCAUCUGCUGGGGUAUACUAGAAAUCAGAGUACUUCCGGUUUCCAAGCAGUUUAAACCGAGUCAGCUAGGAAUCAGCUGAUCCUGUACGAGUCGUUACACAGCAAUCACGUUCAACCUCGUGCCAGCUGCGUGUUAAACUCCAAAACCUCAGUUUUAAGGAAUAUACGGUUUUAAAGCGCAGCAAUGCCAACUGACAGAGCAAUUGGCGCAACCAGCGAAGUGAUUUAAACCAACAUAAAUCACCCAAAUUAAAGCUCUUAAAGACCUAUUUAUAAUUUCAAAGAAGGUACGAUGAUAACAUGAAUCAGACACCGAAGUAAUUUAAAGCUUUAUUGCAUAAUGCUGUAAAACAAUUUCCUCUGGGAAUAAUAUGCAAGUAACAAAGGAUUCGAAAGAGAAGAUCAUUAUAAAAAAAAUUGGGGUCUUACAAUUCUAGGUUAAAUCGUAACUUUACUUGCUCCCGGUGAACAUUGCGUUGUAAGAACGUUCAAUCCCGAAUAGUUGAUGCGAUGUUACACUAUCUCACUGUACUGCCACAAUAACAUUUCAAGAUUUAAACUUGCAUUGAGAAAGAGCUCAAAGUCAAACUAGAGACCCAAUCAGAGUCGAUAAUGUGACCCAAGGACCCACCCCCUGAUUGGUCUGGUUGAAGGAUCAAGCUUAGGACGAGUCAAGAGCUUCCGCCUUGUCGCCGUGGGUUACCGGAAUGCUGCGCUCACGGUUGCGGCAUGGUUCGCCGUCGCGGCCUAGCUUGUGGGCGUGGAGGGUGAGCAGCCCGUCACCCGACAGCGUGCAGGUGAUAGUGGGCGGGGCCACGUCGGAGGGGAGGCGGUACCGACGCUGGAACUCCCGGGAGACGUAGCCGUGGUCGUCCUGGCAACGGGUGAGAGGAACGACUUUUUAGGACACUUCAGAAAUUUGCUUUUCAAUUUAAAAAAUAUAAAUUGUUUCUGUGCAGUAUAGUUCGGGUACAGGGUGCCUGUGGCAAUGCCCAGGGAUAAUUAUUCAACCAAUAAUUUACACUUAGGGCAUUUAGCAGACGCUUUAAAGCAGGGGUCUCAAACUCGCGGCCCGAGGGCCAAUUGCGGCCUGCCGGACGAUAUUUUGUGGCCCCGUACUUGACAUCAAAGUUUAGUCUUUUUUUUUUUUGCGCUUGCCCGGGGGCCUCAUUUAUAAAGCUUGCUGUGCACAAAAACCUUGCAUAAGACGGAGGUGAAAUGUACGUAGGCUAAGGGUAUGGCUUCUCCCAAGUGUGUGUGCGCUGGAGAUCCGCCCUUCUCUCCUGUGUGACUCCUCUGAUGUAUUUCGAGCUUACUGAAGCAUCUGAAACUAACCGCUUGGCAACCGAGUUCCUCAAGUUGUGGAGCUUGAUAUCCCUGAGCAUGAAAUGUGCAUCAGUUUUCUUACUGCAAACGUUGGUAGGCUAUUUAUAGAAAAUGUCUAUGUUUUGACAUGUUUGAUUGCAUUUUAUAACUGCAUGGGCCUGGAUACGUCGGUAGGUGUGUGUCUGUGUGUCCAGUGGGAGAGGAAAUAUCAACGGUGUGAAAGAGUGUUUUGUAUCAAGUUGAGGCCGACACAUAUUAAUUGAAAUUUAUAUAUCAUGAGAUAAAAUCAUGCAAUACAUUUAGGAAAUUAUUGUAUGCGACAAAAUAAAAUAUUGCGAUAAA